AGUCUCUCAAAAGCUUCGACUCAAUCAUGAACGAGAAAUAGUUUAUAGAGAACUUCAAUUACGUUACAACAUUGUGUUAAUAAAUAGUUUCUUUCAUUGAAUUUCGUGAUAAAGUUCGUGAUAAAGAAUAUUUCAAAAUUUGAAGUAUUUUUGGAUUCUCUCUGUUUCUAUUAUCUUAUGGCUUUGUACUUAUUGAUCUAAUCUAUCGUCUAGACUAAAAUUAAUUCAAAUCAUAAAUUUGUUUAAAAAUUAGUGAACACGUGAAGAUGGUUCUUAUUGUAUUUUGAAAUAUUGAGAAUAAAUAAAAGUUAUAAUGUUGUGAAAUAACAAUACCCAGCUACGCAAUAUAUUGUUUAUUGUCACAAAAAUGAGUGGAUAACAAAAAAGAUAUAUAUAAUUAAUGAGCAAAGUCUACAUCCUAUGCAUCAACCAACGCUGCCGCUUUGGCUGACACUUCACCCAACACACAUACCACACUAUUGCUAUCUACUGAAAGUUCACUAAAAUUUUUCACCAUUCCGAAGUUUUGACUCAAAUUUCUACCAUAAAUCCAAACAAGCCUGAAGUUUAGCUUCCAACAUAAAUUUGGGUGACAAAACAAUCGCCCCUCUCCAGCAAAAUCGUGUUAUUCUCGUCUUAUCGCUAUGAAAAAAUGUGCAAUAAGAAUCGUAAUCUGAAUUGUUGACAUUUGCAUGGUGUUUACCGAGAAACAGUGAGAUCUUUUGUCUUGUUGGUAUUGUGAAAAGUGUGGCAAAUAAUGCGGAAAUUUCGUCUUAAACUUCCGUCGUUAAAGUAACCUCAAUUCACCUCCCAUCCACCAAAAAUCUUCCAGAGAUUUUUGGGGUAUCUAGGUCGUUUUUCUGUCCCUCGGUUUUUCUCCUAAACUAUCAGAUAACUAUAGUUAGUGAAUCAGUUUACGUAAUGACUUCGUGGUGGAGUGUGCCUAGGUGGCACUUUUAUGCGAAUUUAGUGAUUUUCACAACGACUCUGAGUCUCACCGCGAAACUCGUCCUUGGCGACAUUGAGCCACACGAUGGAGAAGUGACUGACUCAGCAAAUGUGAAUUUUCCCAGUCCAGAUGGCACAGCACCAGAAGGUGGAGCCAGCAGCUCAACCAUUCCCGCCGAUUUGGGCUUCUGGCACGCGUUCCUGGCCUCAAUAUCUGUGAUACUUGUGUCUGAGCUUGGUGAUAAGACCUUCUUCAUUGCUGCCAUUAUGGCAAUGAGACACCCUCGCCUCACAGUAUUCGCGGGCGCAAUUUCGGCGCUCGCCCUGAUGACCGUUCUCUCGGCCGUCUUUGGGAUGGCUGCUACAAUCAUCCCUCGUGUCUAUACUUACUACAUCUCCACCGCGCUCUUUGCAAUCUUCGGUCUGAAGAUGCUAAAGGACGGGUACUACAUGUCCGCCUCGGAUGCUCAGGAAGAGCUCGAGGAGGUGCAGUCGGACCUCCGGAAGCGUGAGGAUGAGCUCAUUCGCUCCAUGAACACGGAGCAGAGACAGUCGCCGGCUGUGUCACUCCAUUCAAUUCACGAUGCUCCCGAUGAUCUCGAAUUGCGCCCCAUGGAUCAGGCGAGCCUCUCGGGCUCACGACAGUCGUCGCUCAAUACCAAUGGUGGCCCCUCGAUCUCGAUCCACAACCAGGAGAAUGGCGUGGAAUUGCGCCAAUUGAACAAUCACUCCUCCUCAGAGCACAACUCAAUCUCUGGCACUGCACCAAUACCCAAGAGCGCAGCCACAAGUCCACGGUUUGAUAAGGAAACUAGCACGAUGCUGAUCUCACAAGAUCCGGAAUCAGGGACUGUGAGGAAAACGAAGGCUAGAAGUAUAGCUUAUGUUGUUUCGAGAAUCUUCAUGCAGGCCUUCACAAUGACUUUCCUCGCAGAAUGGGGCGAUAGAUCCCAGCUCACAACAAUAAUUCUAGGUGCACGAGAGGAUGUUUACGGAGUCGUGGUGGGUGGCAUUUUGGGCCACAGUAUCUGUACAGGAUUGGCUGUAAUUGGAGGCCGCAUGAUUGCCCAAAGAAUAUCCGUGAGGACAGUGACCCUUGUUGGCGGAGUUGUCUUCCUUCUCUUUGCCUUCAGCGCCCUGUUCUUCAAUCCCAACUCAGAGGAAAACUAAGUAAAAUUAGUAUAAAUAUUGCCUGUGUCCUUCAAAACUGUUGUCAGACUGUAAAUUAUAUGAAAAAAAAUAUAAGAAAUUUAUUUUAGAAAAA
Molecule: messenger RNA, 2212 nt
Organism: Phlebotomus papatasi
Lineage: Eukaryota; Metazoa; Arthropoda; Insecta; Diptera; Psychodidae
Product: transmembrane protein 165
Exons: 6
Coding region: 922-2118 (398 amino acids)
Biological process (GO): Golgi calcium ion homeostasis; calcium ion transmembrane transport; Golgi calcium ion transport
Cellular component (GO): Golgi apparatus
Molecular function (GO): calcium ion transmembrane transporter activity; manganese ion transmembrane transporter activity
Source: RefSeq, a predicted model, not a curated record